AUGAAGGAGCAGGAUAAGAGCUCGACAUCCGACGCUGGGGGUGUCAGGAAGGCCGGGAAGGAGGCUAAUGAGAAGCAGAGUGAUAGUAAGAAGUACAAUUUCCUUGUGAGAACGUUGUGGACUUUUGUUAUGAUAGCUGGAUUCUUUAUCACAUUGGCGUCCGGUCAUUUCUGGUGUAUAAUGUUGAUAUUAGCUUGUCAGAUUGCCACUUUCAGGGAAUGUAUCGCGGUGACGAGUGCAUCUGGACGUGCGAAAAACUUGCCUUUGACAAAGACUCUGAAUUGGUACUUUCUCUUCACGACGAUCUACUACUUGGACGGCAAAUCGCUUUUCCAGUUCUUCCAGGAUUAUUUCAUAGAGUACAGGGUGCUUACGCUGUUGGCGGCGAACCACAGGUUUAUCUGCUAUUGCCUGUACCUGCUGGGGUUUGUUAUGUUUGUGUGCAGUCUGCGCAAGGGGUUUUUGAAGUUCCAGUUUGCGUCUCUGUGUAUAACACACAUGGUUUUGAUGUUGGUCGUGGGCCAGGCGCAUCUGAUUAUAAAGAACGUGAUAAACGGGCUGAUUUGGUUCCUGUUGCCCUGCGGGCUCGUGAUAGUGAACGACAUCUUCGCAUAUCUCUGCGGGAUCACCUUCGGACGCACCAAGUUGAUCGAAAUCUCGCCCAAAAAGACACUCGAGGGAUUCCUGGGCGCCUGGUUCUUCACCGCUCUCGCAAGCAUCAUCCUGACCAAGCUGUUCUCGUCGUUCAUGUACAUGACUUGUCCGGUCAAGGACAUCCACACCAAUUUUUUCUCGAAUUUGCGCUGUGAAUUGAACCCUGUGUUCAUACCGCAGGACUACAGACUACCGCCGAUCAUCUUCGACAAAUUGGGGAUUUCCGUGAUCACCAUCAAGCCUAUCUAUUUCCACGCGCUGAAUCUGGCUACUUUUGCGUCGUUGUUCGCGCCAUUCGGUGGUUUCUUCGCAUCCGGUCUGAAGAGAACCUUCCAAGUGAAGGACUUUGGCCAUUCAAUUCCCGGCCACGGUGGUAUCACAGAUAGAGUCGACUGCCAAUUUCUGAUGGGCUCCUUCGCCAACCUAUACUACGAGACAUUCAUCAGCGAAAACAGAAUCACUGUCGAGACCAUUCUGUCCACCAUACUGAUGAACUUGGACGAAAGACAGAUGGUCAGCUUAAUCUCCACGCUGACAGCGAUCCUUUUCAAGAAGGGCGUCUUCAACGAGCAAAUGUACAAACGCUUAGCUUCCAUAUACAAUGCGGCUACAGAGAAGCUAGUUUAG
Molecule: messenger RNA, 1281 nt
Organism: Torulaspora globosa
Lineage: Eukaryota; Fungi; Ascomycota; Saccharomycetes; Saccharomycetales; Saccharomycetaceae
Gene: CDS1
Product: phosphatidate cytidylyltransferase
Exons: 1
Coding region: 1-1281 (426 amino acids)
Cellular component (GO): endoplasmic reticulum membrane
Molecular function (GO): phosphatidate cytidylyltransferase activity
Source: RefSeq, a predicted model, not a curated record